AUGGUCACACUUCUCGCCGGCCCUGCCAAUAAUCAUCCUAUGGUAUUUAAAGUGCACAAAGACGUACUGCUUCGAUUUCCAUUCUUCCAAAUCGCGCUACGAAAACACGGAUAUCUCGAGGCUGGCGAAGAGAAGAUACACUUCGUGGAAAAAAUCCCAGAUUUAUUCCAUAAAGUUGUACAAUUCAUGUACGAAGGCGAAUUUUAUCCACGAAUUAUGACGAAGAAAGAGAUCAAGACGGAAUAUAUAGAAAGCAAAGCUGCUUUCCUUGAGAUUCCAAUGAAGGUGGUCCGGGACGUGUUUAACCCUGCGCCCGAGAUAUUCACUGCUGCUCUGGCUAGCAGCGUGACAUGCGGAGCUCAUCUUACCACUAUGGAGACUCUGGUGGUCGUAAGAGAACUUAUACAACUCAUGUGCCUGGCGCACAAAUACGAAAUACCCACGCUUUCCGAAAAAUGCCUGGAAAAAUUAAGGCUUUGCCCCUUUGGUACAAGGGAAGUGGCUGCGCUUCUCGAGUAUGUUGUAACACAAGUCCAGGACACGCAAGCAUCAGCCAACAUCUACAACUUCCUUUAUCAGCAAGUUGGUAUGCACCGCUUAAGACUCGACACAUAUCCUAACUUUCAAGAACUUUACCAAAACGCGGCCAUUUAUAGCUCGAUCAUUAAUCUCAUUUUAGCAAAAGGCCAGGAGAUGGCAGUAGAGUUCAUUCGCACUUGCGUAGCUGCGGGGCUUCCAGUUGCACAGUGUAUUAGCGAGGUCCGGGUUAUUGAUAAUCUCAAUAAAUACGGAGCAGAUGAUACAUUUGUCAGUAAAUUCGGAUCUGCUAAGAAGGGGGAAAUGUUUAUUGGAAUGGACUCAAAGGUUGUGGUGGAUAACAGGGGCUUGAUAAUAGUUAAUAACCAAAGGCAGGCACCCGGUAUGGUUUUUCCUUCUGAUUCAUUCCACGUGUUGCAGAAGGUUAAACCAGCCGCUCCAGGGAAAUGA
Glarea lozoyensis ATCC 20868 is the source of this 987-nucleotide messenger RNA. Its product is annotated as POZ. The transcript has a single exon. The coding region runs from base 1 to 987 and encodes 328 amino acids. NCBI's taxonomy places the organism in Eukaryota, Fungi, Ascomycota, Leotiomycetes, Helotiales, Helotiaceae. The record is from RefSeq and is a predicted model, not a curated record. Gene Ontology annotation, molecular function: protein binding.